CAAUUCAUUGCGUGAGAAAUUUGGACACCAUCUUGGCAGCACAAAGAAAGAUCGUUGUGCGAAGGGGAGUAACAUCACCGCCCGGUAAAAAGAUCUGCCUUAAAAACAUGCCCGAGGAGUCGGAACAACAACCUGAGGCCGAAUUGCCCUCGGAGAAGAAAUUACUGGCCUCUGGAGUCACUGGGACUGUGAAGUGGUUUAAUGUCCGCAGUGGCUAUGGAUUCAUCAACAGAGAUGACACCCAAGAGGACAUAUUUGUUCACCAGACGGCCAUUGUGAAGAACAAUCCUAAGAAAUACCUCCGUAGUCUUGGCGAUGGAGAGGUGGUAGAAUUUGACGUUCUGGCUGGAAAGAAAGGAGAUGAAGCCAGCAAUGUGACCGGCCCUGAUGGUGAGGCAGUGCAGGGAAGCAAGUAUGCCCCGGACAGACGUCGGUUCCGCAAUCGCCGUAACUACUACCGUCGCCGCAAGAACACAGACGAUCCCGACGAAGAUCAAGAGGAGGAGGGAGGAACUUCAGAAGGAGGAGAUAACCCAGACGGGAGGCGUCCACGUGGAGGAGGUCGAGGUGGGAGAGGGCGAGGUGGGAGAGGGCGUGGCAGAUAUCGUAACCGUGGGGGUUACCGUCGUCCGCCUCCUGAAUCAGACGAGGGUGGUGAAAAGCGAGAGGAUGAUGAAAAGGGUGAGGAAGGUCAGAAUCCCAACCGUCGUCGCUACCGACCCCGUUACCGUAACUACAGACGCCCACGUCGUCAGGAAGGCGAGGAAGAAGGGGGUGGGGAUGAGAACAAAGAGAACGAGGGAGGAGAACAGCGCCCUCAACGUAGACGUUAUCGUCGACGCAGACCUCAAGGUCCACGCAGCCAGAAGACAGACUCUGGAGAGGAAGGUCCUCCUGCAGCCCGUGAGGACAGAGCACCGGCAGAUACAUCAGAGAACAAGGAGUGAAUAACAUCGAGUUUAGGCCAGGCAGACACCCACACACAUACCCUCAUAUAGACCCAGGGGAAUGCUACCGCAGGCUUCUGAUUAAACAUCAAUUUUGGAAUUAUCUUGAGAAGCUGUCUAGGCAUGAAGGAUGAAUUUUUGCGCUUCCCUUUUUUGGUAGCUCUGAUCUGUUGACUAACAAUCAUCUACAAUUAGUUCAGGUAUUCAGUGUCAUGUCAACAGACGUUAAGAGUUAAAGUAAAUCCAAGCACCAUCGUUGGAAAGUAAAAGAAAAAUCAAUUUUAGAUGAACCACAUUCAUGGACUUGAGAUUGGAUGUAAUAGCUGGAAUCAGUCCAGGUAUUCACUUCUUUGGAUUUGACUAGCUACGAAACCAAAUAUUUAGCGGGAUGAAUCAGAAAGAUUUUUAUCAUUUAGGACACAUGGGAAUAAAUGCAAACAGUACUUUUUUACGUUGAUCCAUAUUUUUACCAUUUUGCAGGGGUAUUGAGGACCAUUUUCAGUUAAUAUUUCAAGGCAAAAAAGAAUAAUUAAGCCACAGAAUUGGACUGCUGAGGCUCACCAAAUCGAGCAGAAAAUGUAGCAAUAUACCAAGAACUCGUAAAUAUCCUGUUGCGGUUGCAACCUUAGUAUCAUCAGUUAUUCACGGGAUUGAGCUCGUAAGACCUGGCGUAUUGUAGAGCGAAUCUUAAUGGUAUUACAGUAUUGUAGUUGAGGUCUUUUGUCUUUUUCCAUCAGACUUGCUUUAUUGGCUGUGGUUUAAUGUUAUCACCAACCCAGGUAUCUGCCAAUGGAAUUUUUCAUUUUUUUGCAGGAAUUUUUGUACCAUUUGAUGAAUUUUUCCGCCCAAGUGUUUGAAACUUUCAUUUAAAUCUGAAAUUUGGUUUUUUGAAGGAAAAAAAGAGAAAAAAGCUUAUUUGCUGCAUUUUUUGCUUACGGUUUUCAAUAAAUUUAUUUUGAGAAAAUGUUUUGAAUGGAUUGAAUGCAAAUGACAACUUGUGAAGUUUGGAUUAUUUAAAUUUGUAAUUGGCAGGUGCCAGGCGUAAAGGCCAUUCUUAAUUCCCAGUCGCUUUUACAGGAUAAUUUUGGUCCUACUUUUUGGCAAUUUUUUGGUAAUUCCUGCGUAUUAUUAUUUCUUUCUGUUAAUUUACUACCAUCUUUAGCAGGAGAUCUUGUUUGCAACUUGUCUUUGCUUUGUAACACCUCAUUGCAUUGCAAGUCCAAAUAAGGCUCAAAAAUAAAACAUCACGUUUGAGCAAA
Messenger RNA from Patiria miniata (bat star), 2206 nucleotides. Its product is annotated as Y-box-binding protein 1-like. The record is from RefSeq and is a predicted model, not a curated record. The transcript has 7 exons. Gene Ontology annotation, biological process: regulation of gene expression. Gene Ontology annotation, molecular function: nucleic acid binding. Bases 108 to 947 code for a protein of 279 amino acids. Gene Ontology annotation, cellular component: nucleus. Lineage: Eukaryota; Metazoa; Echinodermata; Asteroidea; Valvatida; Asterinidae.